Molecule: messenger RNA, 2189 nt
Organism: Phlebotomus papatasi
Lineage: Eukaryota; Metazoa; Arthropoda; Insecta; Diptera; Psychodidae
Gene: PICK1
Product: PRKCA-binding protein
Exons: 4
Coding region: 532-2082 (516 amino acids)
Biological process (GO): receptor clustering; regulation of Arp2/3 complex-mediated actin nucleation; dendritic spine maintenance
Cellular component (GO): neuron projection; postsynaptic density; synaptic vesicle
Molecular function (GO): protein domain specific binding; phospholipid binding; protein kinase C binding
Source: RefSeq, a predicted model, not a curated record
CGGAAAAUGUCAGAGUGAUAAGGAAAAAUUCCAUAUAAAGUGCUCAUUUUCUUCGCAGCAGAAAUUUUCCACACAUUUUCCGUGUCAUUUUACACAUCUUAGUGCUCAAAGAGCAUAAAUUAGUGAAGAUUAGCAUACAAAUUAGUGAUCCCUCGUAGUUGGCAUCCGAAAUGUUGGAUGAAUACCAAGAUGAUUACUUUUUAGAAGAAGAUAAGAUGUAAAGACACAACAAAAGUGCUCUUUUCACAAAGUGAAAUCGCAUGAAAAAGCCUGUUUUGUUCUUUUUAGUGUCUUUACUUUUCUUAAGUUCAGUUUUUUUUGCAGUUUUUUGUUCAAUUAUGUGGCCCUAUGAGUAUCAAAUGUUACCAAUAAGCUAUAGUUAUACCCUCGAAGAGGAUAGAAAGUAACACUUUUGAUUUAUUGAUUUUUUUUAGCUGCAAUUUUUUAUUCUUUGUAAACAGCUGUUAGGGUUUUCUAUGCACUUUUCCACCUGCUUAGGAGCUUUAUUGUAAUGUUUGUUAUUUUAUGUGAAUGUACAUAAUUUUUUCUUGCAUGCAAUUCACCGGUGAAAGAUCUUUUUUGCAUAUCACACCUCCAAGUUCAAGUCCGCCCAAAGAUCCCUCCAUGGAGUCCGAAAAAGAGCCCGAAAAUGUUUUGAAUGAUCCGGAUAAUGUUGAUGUUGUCGGUUGUCCUAUUUUAAGUGCUGACCAAUCCAAUGCCAUUCUCCAAAAUCAAGAAAUUCAACGACUGGGAAUGACGGUUACAUCGGGGACUAUUCUGAUCAAGAAGGACACAAGUAACCUCAUUGGCAUCUCUAUAGGAGGUGGAGGACCUCUAUGUCCCUGUUUAUAUAUCGUUCAGGUCUUCGAUGGAACUCCAGCGUCUCGUGAAGGAACUCUUCAAAGUGGAGAUGAGCUCCUGGGAGUCAAUGGGCAAUCUGUCAAAGGAAAAACCAAAGUGGAAGUCGCCAAGAUGAUACAAUCAGCAGCUGAAGAAGUCACCAUCCACUACAACAAACUCCACGCAGAUCCAGCUCAAGGGGAAUCCCUGGAUAUUGUGCUGAAGAAAGUAAAGCAUCGUCUGGUCGAGGGAAUGUCCAGUAGUACAGCAGACACUCUAGGACUCUCCCGCGCUAUCCUCUGCAAUGAUUCCCUUGUUAAGCGCCUUCAAGAACUCCAAGCUACCGAAGCAAUGUACAAAGGUCUUGUGGAGCAUGCUAAGAGGAUGCUGAAGGCCCACUUCGACCUUCUGCAGACGUACCAUCAGUUUGGAUGUGUUUUUGCAGCGAUCAGUGUAAGGGAACCUCAAGCAAGAGCCUCAGAAGCAUUCAGACUCUUUGGAGAAAUGCACCGAAAUAUGGAGAAGGAUGGUGUAAAGAUGCUAAAAGCCCUAAAACCCGUUCUAGCAGACGUUGGAACCUACCUCCAUAAAGCCAUUCCAGACACAAAGCUCACAAUAAGACGCUAUGCAGACGCCAAGUUCACCUACCUAUCCUACUGUUUAAAAGUCAAGGAAAUGGAUGACGAAGAACAUAGUUAUGCAGCCCUCCAGGAACCCCUGUAUCGCGUGGAAACUGGAAAUUACGAGUACCGAUUGAUACUGCGCUGUCGCCAGGAAGCUCGUGCUCGAUUUGCUCGACUUCGCAGUGAUGUUUUGGAAAAAAUGGAACUGCUGGAGAGCAAACAUGCCAGAGACCUCACAGGACAACUGAAACGCUUCAUCGAAGGACUUGCAACUCUCGCCAAAGACACCACAGAACGCCUCCAAGUGCAUGCUAAUCUCUUCCCUGUGGAAGUUGACCUGAAACCCAGUGCAUUUCAAUACAAAACUCCCAAUUGGGUAAAUGAUUCACCUCCGGAAGAAGAAGAAGCCACAGAAGCUGCUGAAAAUCCUACUUUGGAUUCUAUGAUCCUCAAUCUCGACACACCAUCAGCAGAGGAAAAUGACUUGCUAAUGGAGCUGGGACUAAAUGACAUUGAUCUUAGCCAGAGUGUCAAUGAAAAUUCCCAGACAACGCCCAUGACACCACUUUUGGCCAAAAAUUCUGUGGAUGAUCUUCUAGCACCUGAUCUCAUAAAUUAGGGAAGCAAUUGACAUGAAUCUUUAAGCUCCACCCAUAUUGAUUUAAGCCACGCCUAUUGUUGUAACAGAACGGUUGAUAAGGUCAUUAUACCAAGCCCAAAAAAUCA